Messenger RNA from Paramecium sonneborni, 1131 nucleotides. The record is from the annotation of a GenBank genome assembly. NCBI's taxonomy places the organism in Eukaryota, Ciliophora, Oligohymenophorea, Peniculida, Parameciidae.
AUGCAUAAAUUUGUGACUCCCGAAACUUUUGUUCAUAAAAUUGAAAAUGAUUAUUUCAUCAAAAAGAAACCCAGUCCUGAUUAAAGAAUUGGAAAAAAGAAGUAAACUGAAUAAGAUUAUGAACUCUAUCAAAAUCUUAAAGAUCUUAGAAAUAAUAAUUAACUAAUACGAAAUUAAUAAGGUUCACUUAAAAUAAUUAACCCUUUGAGUAAGUAAAUUAAUAUGAUGGAAACAAAAAAGCAAUAACAAGAAAAGAAAAUGAGAGAAACUCAAUUUUAAUUGAAAAAAAAAAGUAUGCUUAAUGAAAAUCAAUAAAAGUUACAAUCUGAUUUAAAAAAUUUAGACAAAAUUAGUGUUAGUGCCUUUAAGGAUUUUAAAGAAUAAGUUAAUCUUUAUAAUAAAUAUUACAGCAAUACAAUUGGAUCAGAACCAGAAAUUAAAGACAUUCAGUAUGAGGACUUAAAUAUUCCUUAUUAAUACGUUGAUAAUGGAAGUAGGUAUACCUAUAGAGAAAUAUUAAAUCAUUAAAUUCCUGAAAUAAACUAUUAAAAUGAUUAAGCAAAGAAUUUUAUGGAGUAUUAUUAAAUUAUAACAUAAUUUUAGAACAAUAACCUAAUUGAAAUUUUCAGAUGAACAAUUGGAGAAUAAAUUAUUAAACAAUUUAAAAUAACACAUUGUUGUAAGAAAAUUAGAUUAAAUGGAAAGUGAUUAUUUAACAGCAAUAAAAAAUAAUGAUUUAUCAAGUUUAAAACUGAUGCUUAUAUCCGAUGAUACUUUAGUUAAAAUAAAAGAUUUUGUAAAAUAUAAUUAUAUACAUUAUAGAUAGGGUAAACUGGAUUGCAUUUGGCGGCUAAACGAAAUUAUUAUGAUAUAUGUUAGGAGCUGUUAAAUUAGAAUAUUGAUGUAUUUGCGAUUGAUUAUGUAAAUUUAAUGUAAAAGUAAGGCAAGUAGAACGGCUAGGUAAUUAGCAGAGAAGUAUAAUUAUUUUAAGGUUGCUAAGUUAAUAUAGAUGGAAGAGGAUUAACAAAAUAAGAAGAGAAAUAUUCAAUAAUGAAAUACUUUAUUAUUUAUAAUAAUUCAAAACAAUAUAUAAAUUGUAAAAAAUAAAUAAAUAUCAGUGAUUUUAGUUGA